UGAGAUUUGAUGCAUUUGGCGCUGAGCGACGCAAUGGCGGGGAUCGUGGCCGAGGUCCAGGCGAAGGUCAUCGCAGUGAUGACCCAUGAAGCCUACCUGCCGUGCGUUAUGUUGACCAUCGCGGUUGUGUGGCUCGGGAUCGCGGUGGAACUGUGCCGUACGAGGCGCCGCUCGGUCGAGAUGGGGCCGGGCCGGGCCUGGCUGACGGAGUUGUACUUCCCGCCGAAGUUCGUCCCAUCGCUGGAGACGGUGACCGAAGAGGAGUUUGAAUAUACCUUGGAGCAAGAGUGGCACAAAGAGCAGAUGCUUUGCGUGGAGAAGGGCGUUGAGCAGAGGGAGGCGUUUUUGAACAGCCGUGAACACGAGCUUCAGGCAAGGCUACUGGAGAUGGAGCAGAGCGCGGAGGAACUGCAGUCAGG
Messenger RNA from Effrenium voratum, 419 nucleotides. The record is from the annotation of a GenBank genome assembly. Lineage: Eukaryota; Dinophyceae; Suessiales; Symbiodiniaceae.